UGCAGGUCCCUCUGCCCCUGCUCCGUGUUAGCUGUUCCCCAAGAUGCUGCAGAUCCCGCUGCCCCUGGACCGGGAUGGGAUCCUGUUCCGGCUGCGUUUCACCACGCUGGCCCUGGGCACUGUGUUCUGCCCCCUCUUUGGGUUCCUCUUCUGUGUGAUCUGGUCCCUGCUCUUCCAUUUCCGUGAGACAACGGCGACCCACUGUGGGGUGCCCAACUACCUGCCGUCCAUCAGCGCGGCCAUCGGGGGCGAGACCCCCCAGCGCUACGUGUGGCGCCUGUGCAUCGGCCUGCACUCGGCCCCCCGCUUCCUCGUGGCCGUGGCCUACUGGAACCACUACCAGAGCUGCCACUGCUCCCACCCCCGCUACCUGCGCCUGUGCCACUGCACCCUGCUGCUCAACCUGCUGGAGAACGUCGCCCUGCUCAUCCUCACCUACGUGUCCUCCUCCGAGAACUAUGCAAUCCAUGAAAAUGCCUUCAUUGUGUUCAUCUCGUCGGCCCUGGGCCACAUGCUGCUCACCUGCAUCCUCUGGAGAAUGACUAAGAAACACACAGUAAGUCCCGAGGGAGGUGCCCUCCAGACCCCCAGCCCUGGGGGCAGAUCCAGCCAUGUGUUGCCCUCACCUGCUGUGUUCCCUCCUGCAGUGUACACCGUCUUCGCCUUCCUGGAGUACCUGGUGGUCCUCUCCAACAUGGCCUUCCACAUGACUGCCUUCUGGGACUUCGGCAACAAGGAGCUGGUGGUGAGCUCGCUGCUGGAGGACAAGCACUUCUAGCCAGCCCUGCUGCUGGGGGCUGCUCUUCCUGGGGGAGGCAGGGAGCCCCUUCCCUCUCCUGCCAGGGCAGGGGGUUUGCUGUGGAGCUGCUGCAAGGAUCCUCCCGGGAUCCUGGGCCCCCCAGGGAUCCUCCCGGGCCCCCCGAGUGUCUGUGCGUGGUCCCUGGCUGUGCCUGCAGCCCUCGUACAGUGGAGCUGGGGGCUCUUCCCAGGGACCCCCUGCUCUGGCUCCCUGCCAGCUGUGGGAGGGCAGGACAGAGCAGGGACAGGGACCUGCUGCCUGUUUCUUUGGAGGAUGCUCUGGGCAGAGCAGGAUUCUGCUCCUGGCAUUGGGGCGUGGGGGGCCAGCCCUGCCCUGCUUGGCCUGGGGGGUCUCGUGGUUCCUCCCCCAGGCUGGGGGUCCGGGGACAAGCCCUCAGAAAGGGCUGGUGGCCUUUUGGGCUGGCCCUGGGCACUGCUCUCCCAUGAGACUGGGGCAGGAUCCUGGCCCAUCCUGCCUGAGUUCCCGGGAGGGGAGCGGGGAGGUGCCGGCCCGUGCACGGACUGCAGGGAGUGGGGCAGGUGUGGGAGCAUCCACACUCUCCUUCCUGCCUUUCCCAGAAACCCCCCCAGCAGCACAGGCUGCUCCCAGGGGGCUGUGCCCCAGUUCCAGCCCAGUUUGGGGAGGAAGGCCGGGGGGGCCGGUGCUGGAGGUCCCCACUCCGAUAUCCAUGUGGAUUCCCCUGUGCUGUGGGGCUGGAGCUGGGAACUGCUGGGGUCCAGCAGUGUCCCCCGUGUGUGGGCUCUGGCUGCAAGGGCACCGUGGGCACGGCAGGGUGGGAGCUGGGGGCUGGCAGCAUCCCCAGGCUCCUCCUGGCAGCACUGCUGGAAGGGGCACCUGGAGCUGAUGUGUUUUUGGGGAACUCUGUGCUUGUCAGGGCUCACACCCUCACCCCACACCCGGCCGGGAAGGACUGGUGUGGGUCCCUCCCUGCCCUUCCCCACCAAGAGUCCCCUGGGAUGUCCCGGUGCUCAUCCCUGUGCUCCCGGGGCUGGGCUGAGCCUCCUCCAGCAGGAGCUGUGGGGCCCUGGCUGAGUGGGGCCAGGCUGGCUCCAGGUGCUGCCCUGUGUGCGUCGUUGGUGUCCCCACCCACGGGCCCAUCCAUGGCCCCAUCCAUGGGCCCAUCCAUGGCCCCCUCCAUGGCCCCAUCCAUGGGCCCAUCCAUGGCCCCCUCCGUGUCCCUGCAUGCGUGUGACGCGCUGCCCCGUCAGCGCCGUGGCUUUGGGUGGAAAUAAAGCACUGAGUAUUUUUGUGA
Lepidothrix coronata (blue-crowned manakin) is the source of this 2072-nucleotide messenger RNA. RefSeq names its product post-GPI attachment to proteins 2 (gene PGAP2). Gene Ontology annotation, cellular component: endoplasmic reticulum membrane; Golgi membrane. Gene Ontology annotation, biological process: GPI anchor biosynthetic process. The record is from RefSeq and is a predicted model, not a curated record. Bases 44 to 778 code for a protein of 244 amino acids. The transcript has 5 exons. NCBI's taxonomy places the organism in Eukaryota, Metazoa, Chordata, Aves, Passeriformes, Pipridae.